Molecule: messenger RNA, 960 nt
Organism: Plasmopara halstedii
Lineage: Eukaryota; Oomycota; Peronosporomycetes; Peronosporales; Peronosporaceae
Product: Glucose-repressible alcohol dehydrogenase transcriptional effector CCR4 and related proteins
Exons: 7
Coding region: 1-960 (319 amino acids)
Biological process (GO): nuclear-transcribed mRNA poly(A) tail shortening
Cellular component (GO): cytoplasm; CCR4-NOT complex; nucleus
Molecular function (GO): poly(A)-specific ribonuclease activity
Source: RefSeq, a predicted model, not a curated record
AUGAGAACGCCUAACAUGCGCGUGCUGCCGCACGUUGGCACUCCGACUGGACCGUCACAAAAGCUGCUGGUGAUGACGUACAACGUUUUGGCACAAUGCUACGUACGUUCGACCUUCUUUCCUUACUGCAACUCCAGCGCGCUUCGAUGGAAAAAUAGAUCUAAAAUGCUGGCUGCUGUAUUUGCCUCGAAUUUGUCUGUUUCGCCGGACAUAAUUUGUUUGCAGGAAGUAGAUAAUUACAGCGAGUUCUGGGAGGCCAUGAUGAAGAAUCUCGGAUACAAAGGAAUCUUUGCCAAGAAAACGAGCAAGAAAAUCGAUGGUGUGACUGUGUUCUGGAACGAAAAGAAGAUCAAGAUGAUAGCGUCUGAGCAAAUUAGCUUAGAUUUGCAGAAUGGUGAUGAAUCAGAUAUCGACCACGAGCUACUGACAAGAUCAUCUUCAAGAGGAAGCGUCAGCUUAAUUGUCCGUUUCGAGCAUCUGGAGACUCAAUUGGACUUUGUCGUCGCAACGACGCACUUGUACUGGGAUCCCAUGCAAGAAGAUGUGAAGCUACUGCAGACUCGUCGAACAUUGCGAGCAAUCGACGAAUUCUUAAGCACGCUAGAUGCCUCCACACCGACUAUAUUGGCGGGUGAUUUUAACUCAUUACCGGACAGCAAAGUUUACAAGUUCAUUACAAGCAAACACCGCUUUAGUAGCGCCUAUGCUCAGUACAACACAGGCGGAGAGCCCGAAUUUACUAACGUGAAUGGUGAUGCUGAAACAAAUGAUGGGAAAAUCGGACCUCGAUUUAUCGGCACCCUUGACUACAUUUUCUACCGCUCUUCUAGAGUGCGACCAGCAGUGCUUAUGGAACUCAUGUCAUUCGAAGACGCCACUAAAGAGAUCGCACUGCCCAGCUCAUUCUCUCCAUCCGAUCACUUACCUCUCCUCUGCGAGUUUCACAUUCUACCUUAUUAG